Molecule: messenger RNA, 6415 nt
Organism: Hippoglossus stenolepis (Pacific halibut)
Lineage: Eukaryota; Metazoa; Chordata; Actinopteri; Pleuronectiformes; Pleuronectidae
Gene: camta2
Product: calmodulin binding transcription activator 2
Biological process (GO): regulation of transcription by RNA polymerase II
Cellular component (GO): nucleus
Molecular function (GO): double-stranded DNA binding; protein binding; transcription coregulator activity
Source: RefSeq, a predicted model, not a curated record
UCUGUCCUCUGUCCCACCACCUCCACCGGACCUGGCCCUCCUCAGCCUGUCCAGUCUCUACCUGUCAGCAGUGACGUCAGAGCCAGAGAAGAUGGCGGCUGUGCUGAAGGCGGAAGGGGAGAGCUGGCGGCCGUGCGUUGUGUGAGAAUCAUCCCGCAUGGACUCGUCACCAUGAGCAACAAGGACAUGGUUUCCACGGAGACAGAGAAUAAAGUACAGAGGAAAGUGUUUCUUCCCAACAAGCUGCUCGAGUGUCUCCCUCGCUCGUCCACGCUGCCUAACGAGCGUCUGCGCUGGAACACUAACGAGGAGAUCGCUUCUUACCUGAUUACAUUUGACAGACAUGACGAGUGGCUCUCCUGCAGCCUGAAAACCAGGCCGAAGAACGGCAGCAUCAUCCUGUACAACAGGAAGAAGGUGAAGUACAGGAAGGAUGGAUACUGCUGGAAGAAAAGGAAGGAUGGGAAGACGACAAGAGAGGACCACAUGAAGCUCAAGGUCCAGGGCAUGGAGUGCCUGUAUGGCUGCUACGUCCAUUCCUCCAUCGUACCGACAUUCCACAGACGAUGCUACUGGCUGCUGCAGAACCCAGACAUUGUGCUGGUGCACUACCUGAAUGUGCCUUCCCUGGAGGAUUCUGGGAAAUGCAGUCCGCUGCUGUGUGCAGUGGCCGACCGCCACGACAGCGUGAGGUGGAGCCGAGAUGAUCUGCUGAACCAGCUGAAGCCCAUGUUUCACAGUAUGAAGUGUUCUCUGGGCUCAGGUGAUUUCAGCAUCGAGGAGUUGGUUCAACACAUCCUGGACCGACAGAGAACCAAACCCCAGCCUCGCACACACACCUGUCUGUGUAACACGGCCCAAGUGUCUCCAGGUGUGAACAUUCCUCACCGCUGUAACAGCACCAAGCACCGCAUCAUCUCCCCCAAAUUGCCCCCCUCCUCCUGCAGACCCUCCCCCUCCCCCCUCUGCUGUGAGGGGGGGGAGGCAGCCGGGGGAGGAGGGGGAGGAGAAGCCAAGCUGCCUCACCUCCAGGCUCAGAGCAGCCCAGCCUCUUCUCCCUGCCCCGCCUCCACCUCGGCCUCGUCGCCCCCUCAGCCCCACAGAGCCACCAUCACCAUGAGCAACCACAGCAACAGCUUCUACGGCGACCGGAGCAGCAACCUGACGACGGUGGCGCUGCCCCAGAAUGCUGUCAUUGUCAUGGCAACAGCCAUCGCUGGAGGAAGAGGGGGGCAUGGAGGGGACGGGGUCAGAGGGGACGAGGCGGGACAGAGGAGGAGUCUGUCACUCACCCGUUCGGGGCAGUUGCUGCUCUCCCCCACCCUCCCCCCUUCUGAAGGCACGCCCACCUGCCCCUCCCCUCCUUCCUCCUGCUUACCAGCUCCCUCCCCUCCCCCUCCCACCGUACAGGCGCCGGGUGUCGCCACCCUCUCCCUCACCCUCCUCCCGUCUCCUGUUAUCAGACGCAUGCUCCUCACCCCGUCCUCCUCUACCUCACUCCGCUCCCCUCCCCUCCUGCCGCCGCCACUCCUCCUUCUCCCCCUCCUCCCUUCACCACCUCCACUUCCCCAUCCCUUCCCCCGCCUUGACCCCGACUCCUUCCUAAUCCCCAAACAGGGUCAGACAUAUGGUGGCCCUCCUCACCCCUCCUCCUCCACUCCCUCCCCUGUCCUCUGCGCCUCCUCCUCCCUCUCUCCCUCCCUCACUCUCUCCCUCUCCCCCACCUCAACCCCUCCCUCCUCCGUCUCCCCUCCCUCCUCGCUCUCCUCUCUCUCCUUCUCCUCCUCUGAUGCGGACAAGCGAGACUCUGCGCUCCCCCCCUCCUUCUCCUCUUCAUCUUCCUCUCCACCUUCGUCCUCCUCCCCCUCCCUCUCCCUGUCUCCCACCUCCUCUGUGGCCCCGCCCCUCCUCCCCCUCUGCCUGGAGCUUGAUGCUCUGGGGCAGUCUGAGGGAGGGAGGGGGGAGGAGGAGGUGGGGGGCGAUGAAGAGGGGGUGAAGGACAGUAGGGACGACGACGACGAUGAUGAAAGCAGAGCUCCUCCCACCAAACUGGCGCUGCUGCAGCCGAGCCACGCCUCCUCCGGUUCGUUGCUACAGCAACAGACAGGAAGUAGCGCUGCGUCACUGCUCCUGGUUUGUCAAGACUCGGCAGCCCCUCGUACCCAGCCAGCCAAUCAGGCGCAAAGACAAGCUAAUGGACAGCAUUCAUUGGUUCUGAGACAGCCCUACAGUCACCAGUCUGCAGCUGAAGCCCCGCCCCCGGCGCAGAUAUCCCAUCAGCCCCUGGUGCUGCAGCAGUCGUCAUUGUUUGCUAAAACUAAGGCGGUGUCUUCUCCGGCUGCUGUCGCCAUGGUUCCAGCUCACCUGGCAACUUCUCAGAUUCAGGUGAAGGAGGAGAGCAGGCGGGGCUACAACUCGGAGGACGCCUGCAUGGACACUCCCCUGGAGGAGGAGGCGGGGCCCUGCGAACAGGCAGGGGAGGAGCUUGACAUCUCCUUCGACAGCCAGUUUCCUGACCUGAUCUCUGACCUCAUCACAGAGGAGGCCAAUCCCGUCACAGCUCACCCCCCCACCGCCGUCACACCAAACCCAGCUGUGUUUGCGGCAGGGGUACGAUACAUGGUGCCCCCCCAGCCCUCUCCCUCCUCGUCCUUCCUCCCCUUCCCUCACCCGCUACCCUCCCCCUCCUCCACCCGCCUGGCCUCGAUCACCGACUUCUCCCCAGAGUGGUCCUACCCCGAGGGGGGUGUGAAGGUGUUGAUAACGGGUCCGUGGAGCGAACUGUUGGGUCGAUACUCGUGUGUUUUCGAUCAGAGCACCGUCCCUGCAUCACUGAUCCAGCCUGGAGUACUGCGCUGCUACUGCCCCGCCCACGAGGCUGGUUUGGUUUGUCUGCAGGUUCUGGAGUCUGGAGGUUCCGUUUCUUCGUCUGUUCUGUUCGAGUACCGAGCGAGGAACGCCAGCUCCCUGCCCAGCUCGCAGCUCGACUGGCUCUCAUUGGACGAUAAUCAGUUCAGGAUGUCCAUCCUGGAGCGUCUGGAGCAGAUGGAGCGUAGGAUGGCAGAGAUGGCCGCCCGUGAUAACAACCAGCAGCAGCAACAACAACAACAACAACAACAGCACAGCAACCAGCUGGCAACGCCCCCUCCACCAACCCUACCUGAGGAGCAGGAACAGUCCUCUCAGUGGUUUGAGAGGAGGAUUGUGGGAGUUUGUGAACGAAUGAUGAGGGUCGGACGAUGGGGACGAUGGGGAGGAGGAGGAGGAGAAGAAGGAGAGAGGCUUCAUCACUCAGUCCGUCACCGUGGGAUGACACUGCUCCACCUGGCUGCUGCACAGGGAUACACACACCUGAUCCACACUCUGAUCCGCUGGAGGAGCGUGAACAGUGACAGUUUAGACUUGGAACAGGAAGUUGAUCCUCUCAACGUCGACCACUUCUCCUGCAGCCCGCUGAUGUGGGCGUGUGCUCUGGGCCACCAGAGGGCAGCGGAGCUCCUCUACAGCUGGAACAGUCUGGCUCUGGGGAUCCCUGAUUCGCUGGGACGUCUGCCACUUGCUGUCGCUCGCUCCCGAGGACAUACCCGACUCGCCACGGCGCUGGAGGAGCUGCACACACAGCGCACACUCUCUCACAACACGCCCAGGGACACACACAUGUCUGAAGCAGACACACCGGCCACGCCACAGCCACUGUCUCCUCUGUCCACGAGCCCAGACACAGGUCUGAGCUCGUCCAGCAGCCUCCCCUCUCCCAGUGACCCCUCCUCCACCUCCCCGAGCUCUGCCUACUCGAGUGGCCCCGCCCCCAUGGACACCUCCCCAUCCUCCCCUUCUUCUUCUUUCUCCCCCUCCUCCUCGCUGCCUGUCUCCCCUCCCUCUGCCCCCUCCCCCCUGCUGUCCUCACUUCCUCCUGUGUCCAUGUGGGGGGAAGAGCCCAACGCUGGAUUCCAUGAAACCAUGUCUGAGCCGAUUGAUGCCACAGGUCUGAACCCCGGAGGUUCCAGAGACUCUUCUCUUUACCUUAUGGACUAUGAGAGCGCCUCCCCCGGCCACACGCACAUUUACACACAUGCACACGCCCACACGGCAGGCGGGCGGCGAGUGCACACUGCGGCGAGGCUGGAGGAGCACCUGUUGAGCUACAGCGAGAAUGCCGAGAACGAAGGCGAGGAGGAAGAGUACCUGGAGGAGGAGGUGCUGCAGGUUGACAUGGCAACACUGGCAGAACAAAUCAUUGAGGCGACGCCUGAGCGAAUCAAGCUAGAGGACUUCCCCAGAGGGGCGGAGUCACCGCUCAGAGAGAGACGGGACAACCCCGCCAUACAGGACACCUGGUUGGCUACUUACCUGGACACAGUUGACACACACACACACUCCCCUCCCAGGCGGGUGUGCCCCCCCUCACCUCUAAGUGCACUGGCCCUCCAGAGGCUCCGCCCCCCCUCCUCUGCAGCAUGGGCGGAGUUCCUGAACGCCUCAGCCAAUGGGAAGAUGGAGAGAGACUUUGCCCUGCUGACGCUGACGGACGGGGAGCAGAGGGAGCUGUACGAGGCCGCCAGGAUCAUCCAGAACGCCUUCAGGAGAUACAAGGGUCGGAGGUUAAAAGAACAGCAGGACAUGGCUGCAGCCGUCAUCCAGAGAUGCUACAGGAAGUACAAACAGCUAACAUGGAUAGCACUGAAGUACGCUCUCUACAAGAAGAUGACGCAGGCGGCCAUCUUGAUCCAGUCCAAGUUCAGGUCGUACUACGAGCAGAAGCGUUUCCAGCAGAGCCGGCGGGCGGCGGUCCUCAUCCAGCAGUACUACCGCAGCUACAAGGAGUACGAGAGGCUGAAACAGGCGCCGCGAGGAGCCGCCGGCCACAACCCCAAGAUCAAGGGCUCGUUCUUGACAAAGAAACAAGACCAGGCAGCAAGAAAGAUCAUGAGGUUCCUGAGACGCUGCAGACACAGGAUUAAAGAGCUGAAGCAGACGAGGGAGCUGGAGAGAAGAGGACUGACCACUUAAACAUUUCAUCUCUUCAUCUUUCUUCAUCCUGACGAGAGGAGAGAGAGAAAUCCUGUCGUCCUUCGUCAGAUUUACUCUGAUGAACAAAGAGACAGAGACCGACUGAUAAGAGAAGGACAGAGUGACGGAGGGACGCCUUACCCCAUCUGUCUGUCUCUGUCUUCUCUCCUGGUUGAAUGUCUCUCUGCAGUUUAGAAAGAGCUCCAUUUGAAAACGUCUCGCCCUCCUUUUUGUCUUACAGGCCUAAGAUGAACGUUAGUUUUUUUUACCCUGAGCCGAGUCUUGCAGGAAGACAAAGUUCAGGUCCUUCAUUUCAGCUUCUGGCGUUCAGACCGUCAGGAGACGACCUGUAGACGAACGUUUCAUCCAAUCAGCACAUUUCACGUUAUAUUUGUUGAGUUUUAUUUAACAGCUGCGAGCUAAGCGCCGCACGAAGAGCAUGCUGGGAUACAGUGUCCUGCUGAAAGGGGGGGGGGGAUCUUCUGUUGCUCCUUGGAGGCAAAACAACCCUGAAGUCUCUGCUGAUACGCGGUGAGGGGCGGUGCGUUCGAGGGUCGUCUGGACAAAUCAGACUCCGACCAGAAGGAAAACAAGCUGCGGAACAUUUUUGAACUCUUGAUGUUGAGUCAGAAACUGAACAUGAUUAUAACAAAUCUAUUCAAACACAAUCACGUAUAUUAACAUAUAAAUAUAUAAAUAUAUAUUCUAAAGUGGAAAUUUAUAGAUGCUAUGGAUGUUUUAUUUAUUACAGCAUGAACUGUUAAUGUGAGAGAGAGUGUGUGUGCUGCACUGACUGUGAGGUCGAGUCUUAACAAACCCUGUGACCUCUGACCUUCACACAAACAAAACAAAGUUAAAAUGUGAGGAAACAACAUGGACGUCUGCAGCAAAUUUCUUAAUAAAACAAAAUAUUGGCGUCAAUAACAUUGUCACCUGACCGAGUCCCACCUGAUGUGACAUCACUUCCUGUUGUCAUCAUCUGAACAGGAGCUGAUCACAGUUCAGCUGCUUUUAUAAAAACAAAACAUCAUGGUGGAUUUUAACGUGGGAAUCGAACUUCAGGCUGUGAUGUCACUGAUGACAUAUCUGUGCUGCUGAGGUCAGAGGUCAGAUUGAGGGUCCCCUUCAAACCAUAUUUGAAUCUGUCCAGAAACUUUUCAGGAUGACUCAGUGGCAGCUGGUUUCCAUGGCAGCCACCACGUGAGUCCCGUGUCAUACAGGCCGAGACUGAACCACUGGCUGUUGUCACGGUAACCACGGUGUCCGAGCAUGAGCUUGACGACGAGUUGUUUGACGAACUUUUCCUUGUUGUUUCUGCUGCAGUGAAGUUUUGCAUGAGUUUGUAACGAACUGUUGGAAAAACGAUUCUACGAGAACCAACAAUAAAUCAGCUGUUUGCUACCGA